UUGAUAUAGCUAGGUAUGCACAAGAGUUUUUUAACAACUGUGUAUCUUUGCUUGUGCGUGUAGUCUAACCGUGUUGUAGCAGUGUUGGAGGCAGAGAUGCGUAAGCUGCAGGACACAGCUGAUCUGUUCGAGGUCAGUUUCCCUGACUACAAGCAGCUCCGCCAGUGUCGCUCUGACAUCAUCCUGGUCAAAGCCGUCUGGGACAUGGUCAUCUUCGUCAAGACCAGUAUAGAGGACUGGACUAAGACCCCGUGGAAAGAGAUUAACGUGGAGCAGAUGGACAUGGAGCUGAGGAGAUUUGCUAAGGAGAUGAAGACCCUGGAUAAGGAGGUGCGUGUGUGGGAUGUGUAUCUGGGUCUGGAGUCGACGGUGAAGAACCUGCUGACGUCUCUACGAGCGGUCAAUGAGCUGCAGAACCCUGCUGUCAGAGAGAGACACUGGCAACAACUCAUGAACACCACCGGGGUGCGGUUUGUGAUGUGGGAGGGGACCACUCUGGGAGACCUACUGGAGCUGCAGCUCCACAGGGUGGAGGAUGAGGUCAAAAACAUAGUGGACAAGGCAGUCAAAGAGAUGGCCAUAGAGAAGGUGCUAGCUGAGAUUACUCAGACGUGGAGUGUGAUGGCGUUGUCAUAUGAGAAGCACCCCAGUAUAGAAACUCCACUGCUCAAGUCGGACGAAAACCUGAUUGAGACGCUGGAAGACAACCAGGUGCAGCUGCAAAACAUCCUGAUGAGUAAGUAUGUGGAGUACUUCCAGGCGGAGGUGAGUGGCUGGCAGAGGAGGCUAAUGGUGGCAGACCUGGUCAUCUCCUCCUGGAUGUCUGUCCAGAGGACCUGGGCCCACCUCAACAGCAUCUUCACCAACAGCCACGACAUACGCUCUCAACUAGCCCACGAUGCUGAGAGCUUCCAGGGCAUACACUCCGACUUCCAGAACAUGAUGACAGAGGUUGUCCAGACCCGUAACGUGGUGGAGGUCACCAACCAACCCGGCUUCCUGGAGAAACUAGAGGCUCUGCAGCAAAGGCUGUCAGUGUGUGAGAAGGCCCUGGCUGAGUAUCUGGAAACCAAAAGACUGACGUUCCCUCGGUUCUACUUUGUCUCUGCUACAGACCUACUGGAGAUCGUCUCCAAGGGAACACAGCCCAAACAGGUUACCAGGCACCUGUUAAAGCUGUUUGAUAAUGUGGCGGACCUUCGCUUCCGAGACUCAGAGAAAGCGGGAGAGGAGGAGGGAGGAGAAAAGAAAGAGGGAGAGGAGGAUGAGGGGGAGGCAGUUGCCAUAGGAAUGUACAGUAGAGAAGGGGAGUACGUACCCUUCUCCGAACCCUGCAUCUGUCAAGGACAGGCAGAGUGCUGGCUGAGUGAACUGGAGCGGACAAUGCGCUCUACUGUCCAGAGGGAGAUCCAAGAAGCGGUCGCUGCUUAUGAGGACAAACCCAGAGACCAGUGGCUGUUUGACUAUCCAGCACAGGUUGGUCUGACUGGCAGCCAGGUGUGGUGGGCGACAGACGUGGGCAUCGCCUUUGAGAGGGUGGAGGAGGGCUUUGAGACUGCCCUGAAAGACUACAACAGAAAGCAGAUCACCCAGCUGAACUCCCUGAUCCAUAUGCUCCUGGGAGACCUGACCCCAGGUGACAGACAGAAGAUCAUGACCUUGUGCACCAUCGACGUGCACGCUCGCGACGUGGUCGCCAAACUCAUAGCACAGAAGGUGACAACGGGACAGGCGUUUGCAUGGCUGUCCCAGCUGCGCCAUCGUUGGGAUGACGUGACGAGACACUGUUACAUCAACAUCUGUGAUGCUCAGUUCCAGUUCUCAUAUGAGUACCUGGGCAAUACCAACAGACUGGUCAUCACUCCACUCACUGACAGGUGUUACAUCACUCUGACCCAGUCUCUCCACCUGACGAUGAGUGGCGCCCCCUCUGGCCCAGCAGGCACUGGGAAGACUGAAACCACCAAGGACCUGGGCCGCUCCUUAGGCAUCAUGGUCUAUGUAUUCAACUGCUCCGAACAGAUGGACUACAAGUCCAUAGGGAACAUCUAUAAAGGUCUGGCCCAGACGGGUGUGUGGGGCUGUUUUGAUGAGUUCAACAGGAUCUCCGUGGAGGUGCUAUCUGUGGUGGCAGUGCAGGUCAAAACCAUACAGGACGCCAUCAGGAACAAGAGACAGAGGUUCCAUUUCCUGGGUGAGGAGAUCGAGCUGAGGCCCACCGUAGGGAUUUUUAUCACUCUGAACCCAGGCUACGCUGGGAGAACGGAACUACCGGAGAACCUCAAGGCCUUGUUCAGGCCGUGUGCGAUGGUGAUUCCUGACUAUGAGCUGAUCUGUGAGAUCAUGCUGGUUGCUGAGGGAUUCAUCGAUGCUCGCCUGCUCGCACGCAAGUUCAUCAGCCUGUACACACUCUGCAAGGAGCUGCUCUCGAAACAGGACCACUAUGACUGGGGCCUGAGGGCCAUCAAGUCAGUGCUGGUGGUGGCUGGAUCACUGAAGAGAGAAGACAGGAGCAGACCAGAAGAACAGGUCCUGAUGCGAGCGUUGAGGGACUUUAACCUUCCCAAAAUAGUGACCAGUGACGUCCCUAUAUUCCUGGGUCUGAUCAGUGACCUGUUUCCCCAGCUGGAUGUCCCCAGGAAGAGAGACCCAGAGCUGGAGACAGCUGUACGACAGUCAGUCAGCGAACUACACCUGCAGCCUGAGGAAAACUUUAUACUCAAGGUGACUCAGUUGGAGGAGCUGCUGGCUGUCAGACACUCAGUGUUUGUAGUAGGAGGAGCUGGGACGGGGAAGAGCCAGAUUUUGAAGACCCUCCACAGAACGUAUGCUAAUCUGAGGAUGAAGCCUGUGUGGCACGACAUCAACCCUAAAGCUGUGACCACAGACGAACUGUUUGGCUAUCUACACCCUGCUACCAGAGAAUGGAAGGAUGGCCUGUUCUCCUCCACUAUGAGGGAGCUGACACGACAGGUGGGCCAUGACGGGCCCAAGUGGAUUGUUCUGGAUGGAGACAUAGACCCCAUGUGGAUAGAAUCCCUCAACACUGUCAUGGAUGACAACAAGGUGUUAACCUUGGCCAGUAAUGAGCGUAUCAGUCUAUCUUCCUCCAUGCGUCUGCUUUUUGAGAUCAGCCACUUGAGAGCUGCAACCCCAGCCACAGUCUCCCGCGCUGGGAUACUAUACGUCAAUCCACAAGACCUGGGCUGGAGCUCGUACGUAACAAGUUGGAUUGACACCAGGCAGGCCCAAUCAGAGCGAGCCAAUUUGACCAUCCUGUUUGACAAGUACGUCCCAUACUGCCUUGAGCAGGUCCGCUGUAACCUCAAGACCAUCACUCCUAUACCUGAGAACAGCAUGGUGCAGACACUAUGUUCCUUGUUGGACUGCCUACUGACAGAAGACAACACUCCUCCUGACUCUCCCAGGGAACUCUAUGAGAUCUACUUCGUCUUCGCCUGCGUCUGGGCCUUUGGAGGAGCUCUGUUCCAGGACCACUUGAUAGACUAUCGCGCUGAGUUCAGUCGCUGGUGGUCGAAGGAGAUGAGAGCGGUGAAGUUCCCUUCGCAGGGCACAGUGUUUGACUACUUCAUAGACUCAGACACUAAGAAGUUCAGUCCCUGGAUUGAGAGGACGCCCCGGUUUGAGCUGGAGCCUGAUGUCCCCCUACAGACGGUGCUAGUCCACUCGGCAGAGACCAUCUGUCUUACGUACUUCAUAGACCUGCUGCUGCAGAGAGGCAAGCCUGUGAUGUUGGUGGGGAACGCUGGAGUAGGGAAGACCAUCCUGGUGUCUGAUAAAGUAGCCAAGCUAAAGGAGGACUACAUGGUGGCUAAAGUACCCUUCAACUACUACACCACCUCGGCUAUGCUACAGCGUGUGUUAGAGAAGCCUCUAGAGAAGAAGGCAGGGCGUAACUAUGCUCCUCCUGGAACCAAGAAACUAAUCUACUUCAUAGACGACCUCAACAUGCCUGAGGUGGAUGUGUAUGGUACUGUCCAGCCACACACACUCAUACGCCAGCACCUGGACUACAACCACUGGUAUGACAGACAGAGGCUGGUGCUGAAAGAGAUCCAUAACUGCCAGUACAUCACCUGUAUGAACCCAACAGCAGGGAGCUUCUCAGUCAACCCCAGACUACAGAGGCAUUUCUCAGUGUUUGCGGUUCAUUUCCCUAGCGCUGAGGCGCUAGCCACCAUCUUCACUAGCAUCCUGUCAGCCCAUUUCCUCCAGGGGGGCUUCAGCUAUGGCGUCUCGCGCUCUAUAGGAACACUAAUACAGGCAGCCAUCUGUCUCCAUCAGAAGAUCAGUCAGAACUUCCUCCCCACGGCCAUACGCUUCCACUAUAUCUUCAACCUGAGGGACCUCUCCAACAUCUUCCAGGGUAUUCUGUUUGCCCUGCCAGAUUGUGUGCGUUACCCCAUAGACCUGGUCCAUCUGUGGCUCCAUGAGUCGUCCCGGGUUUACUCUGACAAACUGAUGGAGGAGAAGGAUGUGGAACUCUUCAACAAGAUCCUACUGGACACUGGCAAGAGAUACUUUGAGGGUAUAGAUGAGUCUGUUUUCAUCCACCAGCCCCUGGUGUACUGUCACUUUGCCCAUGGGGUGGGGGAGCCCAGGUACCACCAGGCGUCAGACUGGGAGAAGCUCCAGAAGACCCUGACUGAUGCUCUGGAACACUACAACGAGCUGCAUGCUGUCAUGAACCUGGUGCUCUUUGAGGAGGCCAUGCAGCAUGUGUGUCGUAUCAGUCGUAUCCUGGAGGCCCCCCAUGGUAAUGCUCUGCUGGUGGGGGUGGGAGGCAGUGGGAAGCAGAGUCUGUGUCGCCUCGCUGCCUUCCUCAGUACCCUGGAGGUGUUCCAGAUUACACUGAGGAAGGGCUACGGGAUACAUGACCUACGGAGUGAUAUAGCAGCGCUGUACAUCAAGGUGGGGGUGAAGAAUAUUGGGACAGUCUUCCUCCACACAGAUGCCCAGAUCCCAGACGAACGCUUCCUAGUCCUCAUCAACGACAUGCUGGCAUCAGGGGACAUCCCAGACCUGUUCAGUGAGGAGGAAGUGGAUAUGAUCGUGACGUCCAUCCGUAUGGAGCUAAGAGGACUGGGCCUGAUUGACAACAGAGACAACUGCUGGGCCUUCUUCAUCGAGAGGAUACGGAGGCAGCUCAAGGUGGUCCUGUGUUUUUCCCCGGUAGGGUUCACCCUGCGUACCCGUGCUCGUAAGUUCCCGGCCCUGGUCAACUGCACGGCCAUAGACUGGUUCCACUCCUGGCCUCAGCUGGCCCUUCAGUCUGUCAGCACCACGUUCAUAGAGAAGAUACCUGAUCUGGAGCCGGAUGUCCGUGCGUCCAUCAGUGAGUUUAUCUCCUACGCCCAUACCAGUGUUAACGAGGUGAGUGUGAAGUACCAGCAGAACGAGAAGCACUUCAACUACACCACUCCCAAGAGCUUCCUGGAGUUCAUGAAGCUGUACGGUAACCUACUGGGGACAAAACGCAGAGAGCUCACUCAGAAGAUGGAGAGACUGGAGAACGGCCUGCAGAAACUACAGACCACAGCCUCACAGGUGGAGGAUCUAAAGGCUAAGUUGGCAGUCCAGGAAGUAGAGUUGUGGCAGAGGAACACAGACACAGAGGCUCUCAUCUCUAAGAUCGGCCAGCAGACAGACAAACUCAACCAGGAGAGGGCUGUGGCAGACGCAGAGGAACAGAGGGUAGGAACCAUCCAGGCUGAGGUGACCACGCAGCAACAGCAGAGUGAAGAGGACCUGGCGAAGGCUGAACCUGCCUUACAGGCAGCUAACGCAGCCCUCAACACACUCAACAGGCUGAACCUGACAGAGUUGAAGACGUUCCCUAACCCCCCAGCCAUAGUGACUAACGUGUCUGCUGCUGUCAUGGUGCUACUGGCUCCUCAUGGUAAAUUGCCCAAAGACCGCAGCUGGAAGGCAGCGAAAGUAGUCAUGAGCAAGGUGGAUGACUUCCUACAGGCGUUGGUGAACUUCGACAAGGAACACGUCCCGGAAUCGACAGUGAGGUGCGUGAGAGAUGAGUACCUCCGUGACCCAGAGUUUAACCCUGAGUUUGUCAGACUCAAAUCAUCUGCCGCCGCCGGUCUCUGUGCCUGGGUCCUCAACAUCAUACGCUUCCACGAGGUGUUCUGUGAGGUGGAGGUGAAGAAGCUGUGUCUGUCUCAGGCUAAUGCUGACCUGGCUGAGGCUGCAGACAAACUAGAAGCCAUUAGGAAGAAACUAGCUGAGUUGGACUGUAGUCUGGACACCCUGACUGCUGCGUUUGAGAAGGCUACCUCUGAGAAGCUUCGCUGUCAGGACGAGGUCAACCACACCAACAAGACCAUCGAACUGGCCAAUCGCCUCGUCAAAGGACUCGAGUCGGAGAAUGUGCGUUGGGCCCACUCUGUAGCCGGGUACCAUGAGCAGGAGGAGACUCUGUGUGGAGACAUUCUGCUGACUGCAGCCUUCAUCUCCUACGCCGGAUCCUUCUCUAAGAAGUACCGCAGAGAACUACUGGAGAACCUCUGGAUGCCCUUCCUACGUGGCCAGAAGAUCCCCAUCCCCAUGACGGAGGGGUUAGAUCCAGUGUGUAUGCUGACUGAUGAUGCUACCGUGGCUCAGUGGAACAACGAGGGGUUGCCGGGAGACAAGAUGUCCACUCAGAACGCCACCAUCCUCACCAACUGUGAACGCUGGCCACUGCUUAUUGACCCCCAACUGCAGGGCAUCAAGUGGAUCAAGAUUCGUUAUGGCAACAGCCUCAAGGUGGUCAGCCUGGGAGAGAAAGGGUAUGUGGAUGUGAUAGAGCAGGCUGUUGUGACAGGAGACACUGUCCUCAUCGAGAAUCUGGAGGAGUCCAUCGACCCUGUCAUAGACCCUCUACUGGGACGGCACACUAUCAAGAAGGGCAGUUGUAUAAAGGUGGGGGAUAAAGAGUGUUUCUUCCACCCAGCGUUCAGACUGAUCCUCCACACUAAGCUGGCUAACCCCCACUAUAAGCCUGAGAUCCAGGCCCAGACCACCCUCAUCAACUUCACUGUUACAAGAGACGGCCUGGAGGACCAGCUGCUGGCCCAGGUGGUCAAUCUGGAGAGGCCCGACCUCGAGCACCUCAAGGUGGGAUAGAUGGCUAUGUCCCCUGUCCGUUCUGGCUCUCUCAGCUUCUUCCUUCUUGACCUCACACGGUCACAAAAUGACACUUGAAGUCUGGUUGUGGUCGGUUUCUGCAUAGUCGUGGUCCUGUAUGGCUCCGUCGGUAGUAAGAGUGACCUGACCAAGCAGCAGAACCUGUUCAAGAUAGAGCUGAAGCUGUUGGAGGACGAGCUGCUGGGCCGUCUCUCUGCUGCCGAG
Salvelinus fontinalis (brook trout) is the source of this 7365-nucleotide messenger RNA. Its product is annotated as dynein axonemal heavy chain 11-like. Gene Ontology annotation, molecular function: ATP binding; dynein intermediate chain binding; dynein light intermediate chain binding. Gene Ontology annotation, biological process: microtubule-based movement. The transcript is spliced from 50 exons. The record is from RefSeq and is a predicted model, not a curated record. Gene Ontology annotation, cellular component: dynein complex. Lineage: Eukaryota; Metazoa; Chordata; Actinopteri; Salmoniformes; Salmonidae. The coding region runs from base 97 to 7140 and encodes 2347 amino acids.